Molecule: messenger RNA, 1097 nt
Organism: Dioscorea cayenensis subsp. rotundata (Guinea yam)
Lineage: Eukaryota; Viridiplantae; Streptophyta; Magnoliopsida; Dioscoreales; Dioscoreaceae
Product: transcription factor bHLH57-like
Exons: 2
Coding region: 193-807 (204 amino acids)
Biological process (GO): regulation of transcription by RNA polymerase II
Molecular function (GO): DNA-binding transcription factor activity, RNA polymerase II-specific; protein dimerization activity; RNA polymerase II cis-regulatory region sequence-specific DNA binding
Source: RefSeq, a predicted model, not a curated record
GAAGAGGUUGUCUGAGCUGCUGAACAAGUCUUGCCAGCCUGUAAUGAUGCUCGGGAGGAGUGAGCAUUAGCUCUUUCACUCUUCCCUGUCACUCAGAGCAACACGACAUUAAUGUUCUGCAUUUAAAGCUCCUGAGAGAAUUCAAGGACAUGGAUAAAGGAAAUCCCAUUACUUGAGUUACUACAGAGUGCAAUGCAAACAAGAGGAGAUGAAGAUGGAGAUGAAGAGAAGAAGAAGAAGAAGUGCAAGAAGAGGUCAUGUCCAACGACGUGCAUUGACAACCAGAGAAAGACACACAUCACUGUGGAGCGUAACCGACGCCGGCUGAUGAACGACCACCUCGCUGCACUGCGCUCACUCAUGCCACCCAUGUACGUGCAACGUGGUGAUCAGGCCUCGGUGGUGGCUGGUGCCAUUGAGUUCGUGAAAGAACUAGAGCAGCUCCUUCUCACUCUUCAUGCUGAGAAGAAGAGUUCAAGCUCAAGUUUAACUCCGGCUGGGUUCUUCUUCAUCUCACCCCAGUUCACCGGAGAAGGUGCUCAUAGGGUGGAAGUGGAGGCUUCGUUGGUGCAGGGGCAUGUAAACCUUAAGGUUCUAUCACCUCGGUGGCCAGGGCAACUGGUUAGAGUCAUUGCAGCGCUUGAAGAGCUCAGGUUCACUGUGCAACACCUCAACGUCACUUCCCUCAGCUCAAACUCCAUAUUCUACUCUCUCAACCUCAAGAUGGAAGAAGAGUGCAGGCUUGGGUCUGCGGAUGAGAUUGCAAGUUCUGUGCACCAGAUUUUUUGCUGCAUAAACACCAGUUGAGAUGAUAAAAGAGAACGUGCAAGUACGGAAACAGACACACAGAGAGAGAGAGAGGAGAGUGGUCCACACUCCACAGUGUUGCGAUUGUGGACCUGUAGUGAGCCGUCUCAUGUUAGCGGUGCAGAGUAGUGUGCGCCACUCCUUGUUGUAUGCAUAUGUAUAUUUUUGGGAAGGAAUGCUUGGUUUUAAAUGAUUGACAGAGGAUGCUUGGCUUUUUUAUAUCUAGUUAACCGGCCCUUUUGUUGGCCUCUUUUUAGGGUUUGCAUUUCGAGGUUUAAAAGGAACUUAGU